This is a messenger RNA of Humulus lupulus (European hop), 2052 nucleotides long. RefSeq lists its product as uncharacterized. The record is from RefSeq and is a predicted model, not a curated record. Bases 1 to 2052 code for a protein of 683 amino acids. Lineage: Eukaryota; Viridiplantae; Streptophyta; Magnoliopsida; Rosales; Cannabaceae. The transcript is spliced from 7 exons.
AUGAAGGAACAUGUUACGGUUUCUACAUCAGAUCAUGACCAAGAGGCUGGGCAGAGAUCAGUGAAUGUAUUCUGUGUUUUGCAGGACAAGGAUGGUAAUGAGGAAGAGGAGGUAGACUGUAGAGAAAUAAAGAGUUCUGAAACUAAGCUAAAAGGGAAUAAAGUUCAGGAGUUGAUGGACAAAAAAUUUGCUAAUUGGGAGUUCUAUAACAGUCUUAUUGUUGAGGGCAGGUUGUUGAUUAUAUGGAGGAAGAGCUUUGUUAGAGUUUUGGUAAUUGUUGAAUCUGCUCAGCAUGUUCAUUGUGUGGUUAAAAUGGCUGGUCAAGUUAAUGCUUUCUGUCUCACUUUUGUUUAUGGUUUUAAUGAUAUUGAAGACAGGAAGAUUCUAUGGAAAAAUCUGGUGCAGCUCAAUUUUCCAGUGUCUCCUUGGUUAAUUCUUGGGGAUUUUAACUCAGUCUUUUAUGUUGAUGACAGAAAUGGAGGGAAUCCCAUUUCGCAUACUGAAAUGGUUGACUCUAAUCUCUGGUUAGCUCAAUCUAAUGUUGUAGCUCUCAAAAGAUUUGGUUCGACUUUUACUUGGACUAAUAACCAAGUUGGCUCUAGUCGAAUUUACUCCAAGAUUGAUCAUGCAUUUGUCAAUGAGGAGUGGCAUGAUUUCUUUCCUAACACAGCAGCUCGGUUUAGUUGGGAAGCAAUAUCAGAUCAUUUUUCUUGUGCUGAUCAUCAUGACUUCAAGACCAUUGUGGAGCAGAGUUGGAAGAGGCCAGUGACUUCUAGAGGGCUAAAAGGGAUAUACAUAAAACUAAUGAGAGUUAAGCAUUGCCUCAAGAAGUUUAAUCAUGAAGUGAUUGGAGAUAUUGGGAAAAGAUUUCAGGAUGUGAAAUCUAGUUACAGUGAGGCUAAAUUUCAAGCGCAAGCUCAUCCUAGAGACAAGACUUACCAGGAUAUUGAAGCAAUUGCAGCUGCUAAAUUUGAUUUGCAAGAGAAAAUGUAUCAUAAGUUUCUCAGCCAGAGAAGUAAAAUCACCUGGUUGCAAAAAGGAGAUUCCAAUACAUCUUACUUUCAUGCGUGUCUGAAGAAGAGAAUAAUGGAAAAUAAAAUUACAUCUUUCAUGACAGAACAAGGUUUGAUUAAUGAUAAGUUUUCUGAUGUUGUGGAGCAUUUUCUCAAUCAUUUUCGAAGCUAUAUGGGCAGCAAUAGUUCUAAAGCGAUGUUUAGCAUUCCUGAUACUAAAUCACCAGGUCCUGAUGGAUUUGGGUCUGGUUUUUUCAAGAGUAUGUGGCCUGUUAUUGGGGGAGAAGUCUGUGCUGCAGUUGCUAAUUUUUUUGAGACUGUUUACAAAUGCAUCUCUAAGCUUCUUUGUUCUAGACUUGCAACAGUCCUUCCUAGUCUGGUUCAUCAAAAUCAAGGAGCAUUUUUCCAAGGGAGAUCAAUUGCUCAUAAUGUGAUGAUUCUUCAAGAUAUCUUGAAGAAUUAUAGGAGGAAAAAUACUUCUCCCCGCUGCACUAUUAAGAUUGAUAUCAGUAAGCUGGUUAUGAUUUGUAUCAAGAGCACAUCUUACUCACUUCUAAUUAAUGGCAGAAAACAAGGUGGUUUUCAAGGUGCUAAGGGUCUUCGUCAAGAUGAUUUGAUUCUUCUUAGCAAAGGUUCCAAACAAUCCAUAAAAGUUCUUAAAGAAGUCCUUGAUGGGUUCAGCACUUCAACUGGGCUUUUUAUCAAUGUUAGUAAGUCUCAAAUAUUUUUUGGAGGGGUUGAUGCCAGGGAGAAAAGGGAGAUCAUUAAGGAUAUUGGUUUGGCUGAAGGUUGUUUCCCUUUAAAGUAUUUAGGGGUUCCUUUAAGACCAACUAAAUGGAAAGCUGAAGAUUGUGGGAUUAUCAUUAAAAAAAUCAGAUUGAGACUUAAUACUUGGGGAAGUAGGCACUUGUCUUUUGCUGGCAGAGUUCAAUUAAUUCAUUCAGUAUUACUUGGUCUUCGUAAUUAUUGGAUGAGCAUUUUCAUCCUUCCUCAAAGUGUUUCUAAAGAGGUUGAGAAACUUUGUAGAGGUUUCCUUUAG